Molecule: messenger RNA, 927 nt
Organism: Paramecium pentaurelia
Lineage: Eukaryota; Ciliophora; Oligohymenophorea; Peniculida; Parameciidae
Source: the annotation of a GenBank genome assembly
AAUGAAUAAUUCAAGAUCAUCUGCUAGAAAAGGAACCAACAAUCUUCCAGUUUAAACAGGAGAUAUAGAGGAAUACAUGUAAUAUUUUCAAUUUAUUAUAGAUAAAUAUUAUAUGAGCAUUAAAAGAGUUGUGAAAAAGCUGGAAAAUAUAUAGAAGCUGAUUAAGCAAAAAAAAGACUUGUUGAAUUAAAAAAAGAAUUGGAUUAAAAGAAUAAAUAUGAAGUUAAGGAUAGACAUACUAAUGAAAAAUAGGAGAUUGAAAAGGCUCAUCUUGAUGAAUUUAAUCAAUUUAACGAAUUUUGGGAUUAAAAAAUGGCUGAAUUUGAUUAAGAAGCUUAAAGAGUUAAAGAAUAAGUCUUAUAAAGACAUGAUGAAGAAUUAAAACAAUUUACAGAAGAAUUAGAGAAUUCCAUUCCUGUCAAACCCAAAGACUCUGCUGAAUUACUUAGUUUGAGAAAGACUGAAGAAUCAUUGGCUAGACAAGAAAAGUAUUAAAUUUAAUCAUAAAAUUAGUUAUUAAGAAGCUCAUCUAACUUAAUAAAGAAUAUUAGCAAUGGAAAGAGAUGAAUAUGAAAAAUGGAAUUAAUCAAGAAUGAUUAAAAUUAAAAAUCUAAUCUCUUAACUUAAAUUAAAAUAAACUAAUGAAUUAGGUGCAUUGUAAUAAAGAAUCAUAUCUGGAUAAGAAGAAUAAAGAAAGAUUAGAUCUUAAGAAUUAGAGAAGUAACUCUUAAUAUAAUAUAUAAUAGAUUACUAUAAAAAUAUUAAAAUGUAAGAAAGGAAUUAACUAGUUAAUAAAACUAAGAGAUUACAAGACUUGAUAAAACUAUGAAAAAUCAAUCUAUUAUGUAAUAAUCUAGAAUGAAUUCAUCUAAAAUGAUGAAUUCUUAAAUGAGAAAAGGAGAUGAAGAAAAUUUCUAUGUAAAAUGA